AUGGGUCGUCGCAACCUACUGUUGAUGGGUGCCAUCGGGAUGUGCGUCUACCAAUUCAUCGUGGCCAGCACCGGUACUGUGGCUGGUGUGGAGAACUUGGCAGCGCAACGAGCGGCGAUCUCGUUCGUUUGCAUCUACAUCUUCUUCUUUGCUAGCUCCUGGGGUCCUGUCGCCUGGGUUGUCACCGGCGAAAUGUUCCCCCUCAAAGUCCGCGCCAAAUGCUUGUCCAUGACAACCGCCACAAACUGGCUCCUCAACUGGGCAAUCGCCUACGCAACCCCCUACAUGGUUAACGAGGAGUACGCCAAUCUCCAGUCGAAGGUAUUCUUCAUCUGGGGCAGCUUCUGCUUCGUCUGCAUCGCUUUUGUGUACUUUAUGAUCUACGAGACGAAGGGCUUGUCUCUGGAGCAGGUCGAUGAACUCUUUGGUGUGUGCUCGAAGGCGUGGGAGUCGAAGAAGUUCCACCCGCAGGUUAGCUUUCUGGAUGUGCAGGAGAGGAAGACGAUCAUUGCGGAGGCGACGGGGGAGGUAGAGAGGAAAAAGAGUGUACAGCAUGAGGAGGUUACGGAUCUCAAGGCGGAGUAG
This is a messenger RNA of Fulvia fulva, 585 nucleotides long. RefSeq names its product Major facilitator-type transporter ecdD. Bases 1 to 585 code for a protein of 194 amino acids. The transcript has 2 exons. Lineage: Eukaryota; Fungi; Ascomycota; Dothideomycetes; Mycosphaerellales; Mycosphaerellaceae. The record is from RefSeq and is a predicted model, not a curated record. Gene Ontology annotation, cellular component: membrane. Gene Ontology annotation, molecular function: carbohydrate:proton symporter activity. Gene Ontology annotation, biological process: carbohydrate transport; transmembrane transport.